AUGGAAACACUCCCCAAGUAUGUCAUCAUUCAAUCAAACCUAAGAAAUGAAUAUUUGCGCUUGUACUCGGGAAAUCCAGAAGUACCUAACGCCCUCCGGUAUACCGGAGAUUAUAGCUUCGAUCUGGAUACAAGGUUCGAGGUGGUGAAAGCUACCAGCGGAGCUGGUCUCGUGCAUAUCAGGUGUUUGCGCAACAACAAAUACUGGGCAAACUUUGGUACGGUCAACGAUUGGGUCACUGCCAUGGCCGACAAACCUGAGGAGAACCAGUCCGACGAACAUUGCACGCUCUUGCAGCCUAUUUUCGUAGGUUCCAACAACAGCAACCAUGUAGUUAGGCUCCGCCACGUCAGAACCGGAAAAUACGUUAGGGUGUUACAUAGUUUCGGUCAUUAUGACCGUGUCUUGAGUUUAUGGCCUGAUGAAGAACAAACCACGUACACCUUCAUCGACUGGGAAUCUGUCGUUGUGUUGCCCGACCUUAUCAGGAUCAAGGGAGAAAAUUGCGGAAACCACCUUAAGGCCUACGGCGGAGAAGGGUUUAUGGACUUCAAUCACAACGCCGAUAACACCUCAGUGUUUGACUAUGAGGUGAUUCCAAGUCGCGACGGAGGCAUUCGCCUGAAGAGUACUUACUAUGGCCAGUAUUGGACGGUUAUGGAUGAUAAUAAUCCUUGGGUAUGGUUAAAGGAUGCUUCCACCACAGUCCAUGAUACCAACACCGUAUUUUUACCCACGUUACUUGGUGGCAACCGCAUCAUGAUGCGAUCUUUGAAGAAUGGCAAGUUUUGCAACAGACACACACAGGACGGUACGGAGAGCUGCCUCGCCACACUUAAUAAGUGGCCUGACGAUUGGAGCACCAUGCAGAUUGAGGAGCCCGUUAUAUCAAGGAAGAUUAAUAAUGUCAGAUAUCACCUAACGGAUGCAAGGCUUUACAAUGAGAAAACUUUUGCGCUUAUCACUGAUGAUUCCAGCAACAGAACUAAAAGUCCCUUAUCGUCAUCAAUAAAUCUCAAGACUACAGUGACCAAUACAACUAAUUGGAAUUAUAAUGUGACGGUGAAAGUGGGAGUCAAGGCGACUUGCACUGCUGGUGUCCCAGGCGUAUCCUCGGGUGCGAUUGAAGUUUCUUCUGAGGUUACUGGAUCAAGGAACUGGGGAGAAACGCAUACAGAAAGCCAAGAAGUUGGGUCUGUGAAAACUAUUACUGUGCCAGCUAUGACUAGGUUGAAGGCGAGUCUGAUGGCAACACGAGUUUCUUACGACAUACCUUUCUCAUACACUCAGCAUGACGUCUUAAUGAAUGGAACUACAAAAGUUUAUGAAAAGCACGAUGGUCUUUUUACUGGCACCGGCGGAUACGGUUAUAGGUACGAGGUUGUCGAGCUUCCUCUCGUGUAA
Molecule: messenger RNA, 1404 nt
Organism: Papaver somniferum (opium poppy)
Lineage: Eukaryota; Viridiplantae; Streptophyta; Magnoliopsida; Ranunculales; Papaveraceae
Exons: 1
Coding region: 1-1404 (467 amino acids)
Source: RefSeq, a predicted model, not a curated record